This is a messenger RNA of Bactrocera neohumeralis, 1046 nucleotides long. RefSeq lists its product as uncharacterized. NCBI's taxonomy places the organism in Eukaryota, Metazoa, Arthropoda, Insecta, Diptera, Tephritidae. The annotation marks the transcript as partial. The transcript has a single exon. The record is from RefSeq and is a predicted model, not a curated record.
GAACUUAAACUUAGUUUUGCACACAUAAGGGGUCAAGGUGAGUUUUCAACUCUUCUAUUUUUGGGACAAUUAAAUUAUACUUUUUUCUUUCUAAAGGUUAUGACGGAGCGCGGUCGAUGAGUGGACAUGUCAAAGGUUGUGCUAGUGUCAUCCAAAAUUUAUAUCCAGCGGCUCUUUAUGUGCACUGUGCUAAUCACAGCUUAAAUUUAGCCAUCGCAACGACUUGCAAAAUACCUGCUAUAAGAAAUUGUAUUGGUUCCAUGAAAGAGACCGUAAAUCUUUUUCGGAUGUCAACUAAAGCAGGCACACUGCUCAAAAAUCUUAUUCUUGAAUCCUUUCCAAACUCAAAGCAAGUGAGGUUACUUAAAUUCUGCGAAACACGUUGGGUGGAGCAUUUAGAAUCUCUUUCUUUAUUUAACGAUUUAUUUCCAUUGAUCUGUACUGCGUUGGAAGAGCUUGAUAUUGAAAAUUUAAGAAGUGAUUUAUCAAAGCCACAUGCUUUGUUGACUGCAAUCCAAUCACCUCAAUUUGUGAUUGCUAUGGCGAUACUAAAGCCAAUUUUUGCAUUAUCAAAACACAUAAGCCUAUGUUUGCAGCAAAUAGAUUGUGAUUUGAGCAGCUGCGUUGCUUAUGCAAAUAAUUUGUAUGCUGAAAUUAGUGAAAUGCGUAAGGAUUCUGAACAAUCGUUUAAACUAAUUUUUGAAUCAGUUAAAACAAUAGCCGCAGAAUUAGAUUUAGAAAUCAAAAUUCCGCGUUUGGCGAAACGGCAAACUAAUCGCGACAAUUAUGAAGGCGAACCGGAAGAAUAUUACCGCAGAUCAAUUUACAUACCGUUUUUAGAUCAUUUUUUGGACCAAAUCAAUGAACGAUUUUUAAAACAUCGAGAGCUGCUUUCCAAAAUUGAAAACAUUUUGCCAAAUAAAUGCGUAAAUCUGGACGUUAUUGAGAUGCAGGAGACUGUUCGUGUUUUAGAAAAGCAAUGGUCCGCUGAUGUAGAAGAUCCCGAUGAUUUCGUUGCUGAAUUUAGAAUGUGGAAAAGGUUAAAA